ACUUCCGGGUUGUAACUUGGGAGUAGGCUCUGUGAACUUCGCGGCGUACCUCGCGCUCAGAGGCGGAAACACAAGGAACAUGUCCACGUCGCGAAAGCACAAAGACUUCGUCGAAGAGCCGAUGGGCGAGAAGGCCGUCACCGCCCUCCCCGGCAUCGGUCCGACUUUGGGCGCUAGCCUGAGCCAGCAAGGCUUCGAUAAGGCGUCGUUGCUGCUGGGCCAGUUUCUGCUGCUGAAGGAGGACACUGACAAGUUCGCUGAUUGGUUGAAGGAUGUGUGUGGCGCGAGCGCCCGCCAGGCGGCUCCUUGCUCUCAGUGUUUGAAGGAGUGGUGUGACGCUUUUCUCUGAGACCACCCCUCUAGUGCUUCUGUCACCUUUGUUUAUAUUACUGUCUGAAUAAAUUCAUAUUUUCUAAUGAA
Molecule: messenger RNA, 420 nt
Organism: Dunckerocampus dactyliophorus (ringed pipefish)
Lineage: Eukaryota; Metazoa; Chordata; Actinopteri; Syngnathiformes; Syngnathidae
Product: barrier-to-autointegration factor-like protein
Exons: 3
Coding region: 80-349 (89 amino acids)
Molecular function (GO): DNA binding
Source: RefSeq, a predicted model, not a curated record